Molecule: messenger RNA, 3562 nt
Organism: Bemisia tabaci
Lineage: Eukaryota; Metazoa; Arthropoda; Insecta; Hemiptera; Aleyrodidae
Product: maltase 2
Biological process (GO): carbohydrate metabolic process
Source: RefSeq, a predicted model, not a curated record
CCUCAGGCGGAACAAUGAUUUCGCACAGUCGCAGUCGUGAAUUUUCGCGCGCACGUCCAACAGUGACCUUCCGAAAAUUCCUCCUGCUUUUCCCUCCUUCAGAAUGAAAAUUCAGGUUGAAGAGUGCAAAAUUUAGUUUUCAUCGGUUUACGGACUUUAACCCUCCAAAAGAUGCACAGUCGAAGUAUGAAAAAGACGGACAACAUGUUUUGAAUGCGAAUCCUGCUAACUCCAUUAAAAUCAGUUGAUUAUUUUUUGUGCGUGAGCAUUUAAAGGUGUGCGUAGCUUUGUUGUGUAUCAACUGAAAAUUAAUUUCGCAAUUAAUAUCACACAAAUAUCGACAACGUCUUCUUUUUGAAAAAUAAAAAAAAAUAAAAAAUUAAAUAUGAGAGCCAUUUUCCACUGAGUGUCGGUGCAAUCAGGUCUGUUUCAUUUUAGUUUUUUUAAGUGCCAAUCAAACACGAAAAAACUAUCCUUUACCACUUCUUGAUAACCAUAAUUAUUUGUUGAAUUUUCUUUUCUGAUCCACCUUCCCAUCGAUUUUUGAAAUCGCGCCUGAUGCACAUUUGACGUUUUUCGAAAUCAAGUGAUUUUCCCCCUACCAUUGGCAGUUCAUUUCUUCAUCAUCAAGGAUACGCAAAAUGGGCACGUUCAUUCAAAUUGCUGCAGCCUUAUGCGUGUUACUGAGCUCCACUAGAUGCGAAUUGUUGAAAGCUAUUCCUCAAAGGGAUUUGGAAUGGUGGGAGAGAGGCAUUAUCUACCAAAUAUAUCCAAGAUCUUUCAAAGAUUCCGAUGGCGAUGGAGUUGGUGACCUGAAAGGAAUCGUGGAAAAAGUAGGAUACCUUGCUAAACUUGGGAUUAAAGCCGUGUGGAUCUCGCCCAUCUUCAAAUCCCCUAUGGCAGAUUUUGGCUAUGACAUCGCUGAUUAUAGAGCAAUUGAGCAAAUUUUCGGAACCAUGCAAGAUCUUGAAAAUUUGAAAGACUUGCUCCAUGAAAACGGACUGAAAUUGAUUUUGGAUUUUGUUCCAAAUCAUACGAGCGAUGAACACGAAUGGUUCAAAAAGUCUGUCAGCAGGCAGGAGCCUUACACGGACUAUUACGUUUGGCAGGAUGCUAAAGUGGUUAAUGGUCGAAUGUUUCCACCCAAUAACUGGCUGUCAGAUUUUGGAGGGUCAGCCUGGACUUGGAACGAGGAUCGACAGCAGUACUUCUUACAUCAGUUCCAUCCGAAACAACCCGAUCUGAACUACAGGAACCCACUCGUCGUGCAAGAGAUGAAGGACGUGCUAACUUUUUGGAUGGAUAGAGGAGUAGACGGUUUCCGCAUGGAUGCGGUGAUGACCAUUUUUGAGGAUGAGUUACUCAGAGACAAUCCGAGAUCGAACAAUCCAGACGCACUCCCAACAGACCAGCAGUAUUUGAAUCCUAUCUAUUCGAGGGAUCAACCGGAAACUUAUGACGUCAUAAAAGAAUUCCGGAAACUGUUAGAUGAUUACUCGGCGAAAACUAACACUGUCAGAUUUAUGGCAACGGAGGCUUAUUCCAAUAUAACACAAACAAUGAAGUAUUAUGGAACUGAGGAUGAACCUGGAGCUCAUUUUACUUUCAAUUUUCUAUUUAUCACCUCUCUGAGUCAGCAAUCUAGUGCCCGCGAUUUCAAGAGAAUCAUUGAGCUUUGGUACAGCAAUCUACCAAUUGGGAAGUGGUCCAACUGGGUGAUUGGUAAUCACGACCAACGUCGAGUUGCUUCUCGUUACGGCAUCGAUAUGUUGGACGGACUCCAUAUGAUGCAGAUGGUGCUUCCUGGGACGUCAGUUUCGUAUAUGGGCGACGAAAUAGGAAUGGAAGAUACAUUCAUCCGAUGGGAUCAAACUCUGGACCCCCCUGCCUUGAAUGCUGGCCCUGAGAGGUAUCUAAGAUUCACCAGAGAUCCUGCGCGGACCCCUUUCCAAUGGGGAACAUGCACUAGUGGAGGCUUCUCAAAAAACAAAAAGACCUGGUUACCUGUGAAUCCUCGUUACUGGACGCAUAAUCUUGAGACAGAAAAAAGAAACAAAAGAAGCCACUUCAAAAACUACCAAAAGCUGGUCGCAUUGAAAGAGGCACCGGUUAUUCAGUUCGGAAACUUGAAAGUAUACGCCUUGACAAAAUGGGUCCUCGUUAUUACAAGAUCACUACCGGGACAUCCGACCAUCAUUGUGAUCGCUAACCUUGGCACUGAAUUUGAAAAUACUGCAAAUCUGAGUUCUAUCGCAAAACUUCCAGAAACAAUCAAAUUGAACAUUUGCAGCGUCAACUGCGCUUACGUCCCAGGAAUCAUGCUAUAUACGGAUAAAAUUCAUUUACGACCGAAAGCUGCCAUGGUAUGCUCCACUCAAAGCGGUUCCUCGAGACAAGUCAAUGACAUUUACGCUGACAUUCUGUCUGAUUUCCCGGAAGAGUGAGAUGUAAAAGCGACUUACACCAUGGAAGAGUAGCAAUAUGACUUCGAUUUUUUUUAUUUAAGGAACAUUUUUGUUACUUAGUGAAAUGAAUGGUUUUUUUUUAAUCUACAGAGACGUUACUUUGUCAUCAAUGACAAGUUCAUUUGCCUUUGAAUAAUAAAAAAAAAAAAAUUAUUUAAAUUUAAGAAAAUUUCUUCGUUUAAAAAAAAUGUAUUAAGGAAAAAAACUCUUUGAAUCGAGUCCACUUUUUUACAUUAAGAAAGAGGCCUUUAACCAUUUAUUUCAGUGAAUAAGGUGCUCGCGGAUUUUUACUCUCUACUUACUGAGACCCUGAGCAAGUGAGCAAUCCAUCGUUGGAAAAGGCUUGUAGAAAUUAAAAGCUUAAAAAAAUUACGAUUUUAAUGAUUUUAGGUUCGGAAAUCGCGGUUUUAAUUCCUAUACAACAUCGUAAGUAGAGAAAGAAAUAAGGUUUUUGUUGAGCUGGACCCCCUCCUUUUGUCCCCUCGCAAAAUUUUCAACUGCACCCCCGUUAUGGAUUUUGGAAGGAUCUAGUGUCAUCUCCGUGUUUUGAAACUAAUUUCAACCGUGCACGUUUCAAGAUAUUUUAAAUAUCUUGAAAUUAGUUUUUGAUCAGUUUUAGUAAAUUCUCUGCAUAUUUAUGUUUUUUUCUUCUUUUUUUAAAGUGAAGCUAUAGCUUCAGUAUUUCAGAUAUAUCUGAAAUACAGAACACGUCCUGUGUAAAGUGAUUUAAUGAGAGAAAAUUUUACUGAGAACGUGCUCUGCAGAGUGAGUGAUUUGAAAAAUAUAUUGUAACAUUGAAUUGGGAGCUACGCACUUUGCCAAAUUUUGGAAUUUAGAAACACCAUCAGGUCUGGCCCGGCCGAUAGAUACCUUUUCUUUUUUAUGUCUAAUGGUUUUGCAGCCAUAGCGGCCUUUAAAAGCUGCGAGCUGUAACUUUUCAUUCGAAAAUUCAGUUAAAAUAAUUCAAUUUUGAAUUUCAUGCAUGUCUGUACUGACAUAAGUAUGUAUGAUCUAGAUUUGUUCCUUACUUUUAUUUUAUUUUAUUCAUUAAAGUAAUAGUACUCUUGAAUCACUUUAUUUUACUUUAAAAAACUGCA